Molecule: messenger RNA, 1098 nt
Organism: Jatropha curcas
Lineage: Eukaryota; Viridiplantae; Streptophyta; Magnoliopsida; Malpighiales; Euphorbiaceae
Product: reticulon-like protein B5
Biological process (GO): response to bacterium
Source: RefSeq, a predicted model, not a curated record
UUCUCCAAACCUCAGGUUCGGACUAGUAAAUCUUUCAACGGCUGCUAAGGUUUCAUUUAUUUGUACCGUUCCUUUCAAUAUUCACUUUCAAAACCAGAUACUGGAAACCUGAAAAUCUCCUUGCAUUGCAACAAGGCUCUCUCAAUCACAGGAACACAAAUUCCCAUUGUUUUUCGCAGCGAAUACAUAUGGCGGGCCACGCCGUCGAAUCGUUGAUGGAUAAGAUCACCGAGAAAAUCCGCGGUCACGAUUCUUCUUCCUCAUCAGAUUCCGAUGAUGACAAGCCGUCCAAGGUCGACGCCGUUAAAUCGAAGAUAUUUCGUCUCUUCGGAAGAGAGAAACCCGUUCACAAGGUCUUGGGCGGUGGAAAACCUGCUGAUGUUCUCCUGUGGAGGAACAAACAAGUUUCUGCAAGUGUGCUUGGUGGUGCAACUGUAGUCUGGGUUCUCUUUGAAUUGCUUGAAUAUCACUUAAUCACUCUAGUUUGUCAUAUAUCGAUACUCACCCUUGCUAUCCUUUUCUUGUGGUCAAAUGCUUCCACCUUUGUUAACAAGUCUCCACCUGAAAUCCCUCAAAUUGUACUUCCUGAAAAAUAUGUCCUUGAAAUUGCCUCCGCACUGAGAAUUGAAAUCAACCGAGCAUUGGCUGUGCUGCAUGAUAUUGCAGCUGGGAGAGACGUGAAAACGUUUCUUACAGUAAUUGCUAGCUUGUGGGUUCUGUCAAUUAUUGGGAGCUGGUUUAACUUCUUGACCUUAUUAUACAUAGUCUUUGUUUUGCUGCACACUGUGCCGUUGGCUUACGAGAAAUACGAGGACCAAAUUGAUCCAAUAGCGGAGAAGGCAUGGAUUGAGAUCAAGAAGCAGUAUGUAGUGUUUGAUGAAAAGGUUUUAAGUAAAAUUCCUGUGGGGCUAUUGAAGGAACUGAAGAAAGACUAGAGAGAAAUACCACUUAUAUUGGCCAUUGGGUAGGCUUAUUCACAGUUCUGUACUCGAAAAAUUCUGUUAAAGUUAUAUAUAUAAGAAAGUCUCCUACUCUGUGCUUCUGGGUUGUUCAGGGGCCCAUAGAUUAAUUAAAAUGAAUAUGAAAAUUUUCUUUUUA